Messenger RNA from Trichechus manatus latirostris (Florida manatee), 5550 nucleotides. It is a transcript of the gene CNTN1, whose product is annotated as contactin 1. The record is from RefSeq and is a predicted model, not a curated record. Gene Ontology annotation, molecular function: cell-cell adhesion mediator activity. The transcript is spliced from 23 exons. Bases 51 to 3137 code for a protein of 1028 amino acids. Gene Ontology annotation, biological process: brain development; axon guidance; cell-cell adhesion. Gene Ontology annotation, cellular component: axon; plasma membrane. NCBI's taxonomy places the organism in Eukaryota, Metazoa, Chordata, Mammalia, Sirenia, Trichechidae.
CAGGUGUUUCCUAUUAUUCAACUGCCAUAAACCUAAAGUUCUUUUGAAAAAUGAGCCUAACCUUUAUUGAACACAAGAUGAAAUUGUGGUUGCUGGUCAGUCACCUUGUGAUGAUAUCUUUUACAACCUGUCUAGCAGAGUUCACAUGGCACAGAAGGUUUUAUGGUCAUGGAGUUUCUGAGGAAGACAAAGGAUUUGGACCAAUUUUUGAAGAGCAACCCGUCAAUACUGUUUAUCCAGAGGAAUCACCGGAAGGAAAAGUUUCACUAAACUGUAGGGCACGAGCCAGCCCUUUCCCAGUUUACAAAUGGAGAAUGAAUAAUGGGGAUAUUGAUCUGACAAGUGAUCGGUACAGUAUGGUAGGAGGAAACCUCGUCAUCAACAACCCUGACAAGCAGAAAGAUGCUGGAAUAUACUACUGUUUAGCAUCAAAUAACUAUGGGAUGGUGAGGAGCACCGAAGCCACCUUAAGUUUUGGAUAUCUUGAUCCUUUCCCACCCGAGGAACGUCCUGAGGUCAGAGUUAAAGAGGGAAAAGGAAUGGUGCUUCUCUGUGAUCCUCCAUACCAUUUUCCAGAUGAUCUUAGCUACCGCUGGCUUCUAAAUGAGUUUCCUGUAUUUAUCACAAUGGAUAAACGAAGAUUUGUGUCGCAGACCAAUGGCAAUCUCUACAUUGCAAAUGUGGAGGCAUCCGACAAAGGAAAUUACUCAUGCUUUGUAUCCAGUCCUUCUAUUACGAAGAGUGUGUUCAGCAAGUUUAUACCACUCAUUCCACUACCUGAACGAACAACAAAGCCAUAUCCUGCUGAUAUUGUAGUUCAGUUCAAGGACGUAUAUGCAUUGAUGGGCCAAAAUGUGACUUUAGAGUGUUUUGCUCUUGGAAAUCCUGUUCCUGAUAUCCGGUGGCGGAAGGUCCUAGAACCAAUGCCAAGCACUGCUGAGAUCAGUACUUCUGGGGCUGUCCUCAAGAUCUUCAAUAUACAGUUGGAAGAUGAAGGCACAUAUGAAUGUGAAGCUGAGAACAUCAGAGGAAAGGAUAAAUACAAGGGAAGAAUUUAUGUUCAAGCAUAUCCUGAGUGGGUAGAACAUAUCAAUGACACAGAGGUGGAUAUAGGCAGUGAUCUCUACUGGCCUUGUGUGGCCACAGGCAAGCCCAUUCCUACAAUCAGAUGGCUGAAAAAUGGAUAUGCGUAUCAUAAAGGAGAAUUGAGACUAUAUGAUGUGACUUUUGAAAAUGCCGGAAUGUACCAGUGCAUAGCUGAAAACACACAUGGUGCCAUUUAUGCAAAUGCUGAGCUGAAGAUCUUGGCUCUGGCUCCUACUUUUGAAAUGAAUCCUAUGAAGAAAAAGAUCUUGGCUGCUAAAGGAGGAAGGGUUAUAAUUGAAUGCAAACCUAAAGCUGCACCUAAACCAAAAUUUUCAUGGAGUAAAGGGACAGAGUGGCUUGUCAAUAGUAGCAAAGUACUCAUUUGGGAAGAUGGUAGCUUGGAAAUCAAUAACAUUACAAGGAACGAUGGAGGUAUCUACACAUGCUUUGCAGAAAAUAAUCGAGGGAAAGCUAAUAGCACUGGGACUCUUGUUAUCACAAAUCCCACACGAAUUAUAUUGGCUCCAAUUAACGCUGAUAUCACUGUUGGAGAAAAUGCUACCAUGCAGUGUGCUGCUGCGGCCGAUCCCGCUCUGGAUCUCACAUUUGUUUGGUCCUUCAAUGGCUAUGUGAUUGAUUUUAACAAAGAGAAUAUACAUUACCAGCGGAAUUUUAUGCUAGAUUCCAAUGGGGAACUGCUCAUCCGAAAUGCCCAGCUGAAACAUGCUGGAAGAUACACUUGCACCGCUCAGACAAUUGUGGACAAUUCUUCAGCUUCAGCUGACCUCGUUGUGCGAGGCCCUCCAGGCCCUCCAGGUGGUCUGAGAAUAGAAGAUGUUAGAGCCACUUCUGUGGCACUUACUUGGAGCUGUGGUUCAGACAAUCAUAGCCCUAUCUCUAAAUACACUAUCCAGACCAAGACUAUUUUUUCAGAUGACUGGAAGGAUGCAAAGACAGAUCCUCCAAUUAUUGAAGGAAACAUGGAGGCAGCAAGAGCAGUGGAUUUAAUCCCAUGGAUGGAGUAUGAAUUUCGUGUGGUAGCAACCAAUACCUUGGGUAUAGGAGAGCCCAGUAUACCAUCAAACAGGAUUAAAACAGAUGGUGCUGCACCUAAUGUGGCUCCUUCGGAUGUAGGAGGGGGAGGUGGAAGCAAUAGAGAGCUGACCAUCACAUGGGCGCCUUUGUCAAGAGAAUACCAUUACGGCAACAAUUUUGGUUACAUAGUGGCAUUUAAGCCAUUUGAUGGGGAAGAAUGGAAAAAAGUUACAGUUACUAAUCCAGAUAUUGGUCGAUACGUCCAUAAAGAUGAGACCAUGCGCCCGUCCACUGCAUUUCAAGUGAAAGUUAAGGCCUUCAACAACAAAGGUGAUGGACCAUACAGCCUUACAGCGGUCAUUAAUUCAGCGCAAGAUGCUCCCAGUGAAGCCCCUACAGAAGUAGGCGUAAAAGUCUUAUCAUCUUCUGAGAUAUCUGUUCAUUGGGAGCAUGUUGUAGAAAAAGUAGUGGAAGGCUAUCAGAUUCGGUACUGGGCUGCCCAUGACAAAGAAGCAGCUGCACACAGAGUUCAAGUCACCAGCCAAGAGUACUCAACCAGGCUAGAGAACCUGGUGCCAGACACCCAGUACUUUGUGGAGGUCAGGGCCUGCAACAGUGCAGGGUGUGGUCCACCCAGUGACGUGAUUGAAACCUUCACCAAGAAAGCACCUCCUAGCCAGCCUCCAAGAAUCAUCAGUUCAGUAAGGUCUGGUUCACGCUACAUAAUCACCUGGGAUCAUGUCGUUGCACUAUCAAAUGAAUCAACAGUGACAGGAUAUAAGGUACUCUAUAGACCUGAUGGCCAACAUGAUGGCAAGCUGUAUUCAACUCAUAAACACUCGAUAGAAGUCCCAAUCCCCAGGGAUGGAGAGUAUGUUGUAGAGGUUCGCGCACACAGUGAUGGAGGAGAUGGAGUGGUGUCUCAAGUCAAAAUUUCAGGUGCAUCCACCCUGUCACCGAGUCUCCUUGGCUUACUGCUGCCUGCCCUUGGCAUCCUUGUCUACUUGGAAUUCUGAACGUGUGUGACCGCUGUCGUUCCCAGCCCAGCUCAGUGGGCACUCAUCAUCCCUGUGAGGAUUACAAUUCCUUCCAAUUCCUGCGGCUCCAUCCUAGUCAAAUAAAUUAGACUUUCAGAAACUAUCCAGCUGAUUUACAACACGUUUUGACUGAGGCAUUCAGGAACCCCUUCUUCCAAAAGAAUAAACUUUUCUUUAAAUGGAUAUAAAAAUGAUUUUUAACUCGUUCCAAUAUGCCUUAUAAACCACUUCACUUGAUUCUGUGACAGUUGCAUGAUUUAAUCCAAUGGGACAAGUUACAGUGUUCAAUUCAAUACUAUAGGCUGUAGAGUGAAAAUAAAAUCACCAUACACAGGUGCUUCAAAUUUAAUAACAAGUAGUGAAAUAUAAUAGAGGUUGAAAUGUUGAUUGUAUGUGGUAAAUGUAAGAGUAAUUCACUCUCUUGUACUAUCCUCUGUUUUGGGUCCUGCAUAUUUUUGAAUGGCCCCUAUCAUUCAUUACAUUUUGAGUUUUCUUAAAAAAAAGUAUAACAUACAUUUUGAUGUAAAUCCUAUUACCAAAUCAUUUUACUGAAUGAGUUGAAAAGUUUUUAAUAUUGAAAACCAAAUUCUAGAUUUAUUAUCAGUAUUCUUAUUUUCAAAGUAAAUAAUUUUUUUAAAUAUUUGAUUUUCAUAGACAGUAAUACAUUUCUGUUCUUUAACAUAUAGAGUUUUUUUUUUACUUGUGUAUUCUACUGUGAAGUUAUUUUAUGCUUUUCUUAUCAUUAAUUUCAAACAUAAGAAAUCACAGUUCUUAAUUACAGUGUCAUCAUAUCACUUGUUUUUAUUCAUAUGUGGAUGAAUUCUGGAAAGUAGAGUGCUUCCAAGUUUUUUUGUAGAGAUGUGACUGUCUUUACACAGCUAAGACUAAUGACAGUUAAGUAAAUAUCAGAAUUACCUAAUAAUAUUCUAAUAUCUUUGUUUUUGUGCUUCAUUCCUAAGUAUAAUCUUUUUUUUCUUUUUCUUUUUUUAACUGAAGGUGUGGAAUCAAGAAAUCAUCUGUAGGUUGAAAAGCUACAGUAUUCCUAAUUUUUUAAAUUUUAGUCUUAAACAUUUCCAGUUUCAAUGCAAUACUGAAAACUGUCUAAAAAUACCAAAUCAAUAUGUUGCCAAUGGUUCUUUGAAGAGUAUGCAAAACUGGGAGGUAUGCAAAACUUGAAGACCAGGGGAGACAAAUAAUGUGCUGAGCUGAUGCUGUCACCCAAGUGUUUGUGCUUUGGAUUUUUAUAAAUUGUGAAAAGGAAGACACACAUUUCUUCAUUCUCCAUGGAAUGCAUGGAAAUGUAUUUGAGUGUGGAUGUGAAAGAAAUUGAGUAAUAAAAGAUUAGCUGGCUUGUGAAAUAAUGCAAUGAUGCUUCAAGAGGUAUAAUCCUAUUUUAUUAGCACAACCUUGCUAGCUAAUCAGAGAUAGAGUUUAUCUUUUUAGAAAGGAUACCUUAUAGGUUCAUAAAAAAAUAUUUACAGGAAGCAAAACAUAUCUAUUACUACUUUACCCCCCUUUCUUUAAUUUGUAUAAUUUUUGUACUAUAUAUCUAUGUGUAAAUGUUUAGAGCUUUCAUUGUUAAAAUAUCAAUAAAUAUUUCAUUAGUUUACAUUUAACUCUCUGUUAUGAAAUGAAACUUUUUAAAAAAUGAAAUGGAUGAUUUCCCAGUGGAAGUAUGUCAACAGUCUUGAGAUCAUUAUUUCAUAAAAUAGUUGUUAAUUAUUUGGAAAAGAAACAAAAUGUAUUCACACCUUAGGGAAAUGAAUAUUCUGUAAUCCUUCUGUAUAAAUGUUUGUGUUUUCAUUGUUAUACUUGGAGAUUUUUUUUUUUUUUUUUGCAGUGUGACCCAUGUUGGGCAUUUUUAUAUGAUCAACAACAACUAAAUAUUUUUUUUUUCUAAAUGCAUGCUUGCCUUUUAUUUUCUAAUAUAUGGUAAUAAAGAGCAAAACUGGUUAGAUUUUGCAUGAAAUGGUUCUGGAAGGUAAAAAGAAAACAGACUUUGGAGGUUGUUUAAUUUUAAAUUUGUGGCAAAUAUAAAGUAGAUUAAAAUCACUCAUAUACUGAUAAGCUUUUCAUUUCCUCCUGUAAUUGUACAAAUUUGACUGGGACCAUCAGUUUUAAACUGUUGUCAAACUAACUAAUGUAUCAUCUGCUUUAAGACGCAAGAUUCUUAAUUAAACUUUAUAUAGUUAUAGAGACAUCUGUUUCUUUGUAUUUGAAGAAAGGUGAUAGUAGUUUUAUUUGAUACUGAUGAAUAUUUUUAGUUAUUUUUUAUCUUUUUUUCAAUGGAGUAGUAUAGAACUGUGCUUUGUCCUUUUUAUGAAUGACAAAAAAUUAUAAUGAAAUAAAUGUAUUACUGUUACCCAAGAAAUAACAACUAUCCUUUCAAUUU